This is a messenger RNA of Cuscuta europaea, 6885 nucleotides long. Lineage: Eukaryota; Viridiplantae; Streptophyta; Magnoliopsida; Solanales; Convolvulaceae. The record is from the annotation of a GenBank genome assembly.
UUCGGUGGUUAGUGAUUUUGAUUUAUAAAAAAAAUUGCGUAAUCACAGUCAAAAGUGACGCACCAUCUUAAUCUGUUCUCACCUGCAGUUGCCUAUGUAAGGCGAGAAACCCAAAUAUCCAUUAUCCAGCUCUAGAUAAUUCGGGCAGAAUCAUUGAGAUUCGUGGAAUGGAAUCGUCAUCUUCAUCCUCAAUCAUAACUCCCGAAGAUGUGCUGGAGACUCUGAUGAACGACGGCACAAUUGACGCCAUCCGACUGAAAAUCAUCUCUCAGCUCAAAGCCAAUGAAGAACUGAAGAAUACAACCAUAAAAAUGGUGGAACAGAGUAAGGUUCUGAACACUCCAGGGGCUGAGAAGCAGACCAAAAGAGAGCUUUUUGAUGCACUUCGUCAAGAACUUGAGGAACUUCUAUCAAAGUGCUGGAAAUGGUUAGACUUCUCAUCUUCAGGAAAAGGUUUACGGUUUCCAAACAUAAUAGCAAAUUCUCCUAAAAAAAAAUCCACAUGAUCCUCCUGAGCCUCUGGCCCAGAUUUCCUUUUAUCAAGGCCCGAAUAUUCUGAAAACAUUUCCUUGGGUUGUCUAGGUUCUUGACUUUUGAUCCAAACAGCUUUGUCAUCUGAAACGUUCUUGAUUUUAAGUGCUCCAAUUUCAUAAGCAGUUAAGACUCUACUUCCAAAGAAACAUGGGUGGAUAAGCAGGUCAGCAAUAGAAACUCGACUGGGAGUUAAAUCCAUAGCAAUUUCAAUAUUAGGAGAAGCAUAAUCUGACGUUUGUUUAACCGGAAGAACCGUUUUUGACUUUAAGACACCUACAACUGUAGUUUGCUCCUCGAUUUCGUCCUCCUUAUUCGUUUUAUUGAUUCCAGAUUCAAUUGGUUUCCUCUCAAUCUCCUCUAUGGACGGUAGAAUUUCUUGCUCAGGGACAAAACCAUUUUGCGAUAAAACUGGCGAACACAGAGAAACGACUUGAGAAGAGGAAGGGAAAUAGUGAAAAUCGAUUGGUGACUUUCUUGGACACGAACUGAGGUCCGGAGAGGAAUUCUGCGAAUGGCGAGAAACAGUGCGCGACUUUGUUUGCGAGCUUUUGAGCGAUGGCGACCUACCUCUUUUCCGCGAUUCAGUCUGUGAACUUCCGCGCUCACUCUUUUCCGCGAUAUGCCCCAUUUUUCCGCGCGACGCCUUCUGUGAGUGCGAAACAGAAUGAACAGUUCGCGACUCCAUAUGCGAACUGGUGAGCGACUGCGAUGAACAAUUUCUAGGGUUCCCCGCUCGACGUGCUAUGUUACCACUCUCUCCCUGAUCGCAAUUUCUUGCGUGUCCAUGGUGCGCAGUACUUGAUCUAUGCGAAUGACUCCUCGAGAUUCUGACCUUCAAUUCUGCGAUGCUAGCUUGCAUCGCCGCUUGCAUCACGGCCAUAUUAGCCGCUAUAUUCGCCAUCCUAGCUUGCAUUUCACGCUGAUUCCUCUCCACUUCAGUGAGUCGUCCCUCCAUUUUCAGGCGUGGUUAUCUCAGCGAUCGACGUCUCUGAUACCAAUGAUAGGGAUGUCCAGAUUCACAGAAAUAUUACAGAAAAGAUGAACAGAAUUUAAAGGAACAAUUCAAGAAACUGUAUUGAAGAAGAACCAGAAUCAAUGGCCGAAGCCCCCAAUGGCCGAAGCCCCCAAAGAAAGAGAUUAUUAGUCUAUAACUUCCCAGUACAACACAAAAUGUCUAAACAGCCUCUCCCAAUUUCUAACUGUAGUCUAUUUAUAGUAAGGAAGGCUAGCCCCCGGUAGUUAUUAGCUCAUAACAAACUAGACUAAUAACAGACCCUAUUUCUUUCUAAAAUACACUUUAUUAGAGUAUUUAUCUUCUUUUCUUCAGUUUAGUAAAGUCUCUAUCAGAUUUCUAAGAGACUUAGUUAAAAUAUCUGCAAGUUGUUCAGUUGUGUUGACAUAUUUUGUGAUGAUAUGUCCACUCGUGAACUUCUCUCGGAUAAAAUGACAAUCAACUUCAAUAUGUUUUGUCCUCUCAUGAUAUACCAGUUUUGUGUUUCCAUAUUUUAACUCUUGGAGGAGAUGCUUCAACCAUAAGAUUUCACAUGUAGCAAGGGCCAUUGCACAAUAUUCUGCUUCAGCACUAGAUCUGGCAACCACAUCCUGUUUCUUACUUUUCCAUGAAAUUAAGUUUCCACCAAUCAAGAUGCAAUAUCCCGAAGUGGAAUGUCUAUUCAUCGGACAUCCGGCCCAGUCUGCAUCACAGUAUCCCAUAAUAUCAUGGUGGCCUCGAUCUUCAAACAACAAUCUUUGCCCCGGAGUUUUCUUGAUGUAUCUCAAAACUCGGAUAGCUGCAUCCCAAUGUCCGGUACAUGGCUUAUCAAGAAACUGACUAAGAACACUUGCCGCAAAUGAAAUAUCUGGUCUCGUGAUGGUAAGAUAAUUCAAUUUGCCGAUGAGUUUUCUAUAUUUUUCCUUGUUGGGCAAAAGAUCUCCCUAUUCUGAUAAGAGUUUAACGUUCGGAUCCAUUGGUGUAUCCACUGGCCUGCAAUAUAGCAAACCUGUUUCCUCAAGAAUAUCCAAGGCAUACUUUCUUUGUGAGAGAGCAAUUCCAUUUUGAGACUGUGCGACCUCAAUGCCAAGGAAGUAUCUCAACUUUCCCAAGUCUUUUGUUUGAAAUUUUCUAAAGAGAUGUUGCUUGAGGAGCGCAAUUCCUUGAUCAUCGUUACCUGUAAUGACAAUGUCAUUGUGAAAGACAUUAUAGAAUAUUCUUUAGAAUAUGUUUUAGAAUAUUCUUCUAUCUUUAGAAUAUGCUUUAGAAUAUUUUAGGAAUAUACUCUAGGAUAUUAUUAUUGUAUAGAAUCUUAAAGGAAUAUUCUAUCUUUGUAAUGUAUAUAUAUAUAUGGGCUUGACCCUCCAAUGAAAUACACACAAAAAAUCAUUCUUCUCAUUACUAUUCUAUCUUUAAUUCUUACAACAUGGUAUCAGAGCAAUCUGUUCCAGUUUAGCUUAGCAGUAUUUUUCAGAAUCUCAGUUCAUGCCUCAGCCAGAACCUUAGCCCAAAAUUCAGAACCUCAGUCCAAAAUCCACAGUUUCACAUAGCAUCACCUCCACCCUAAGCAGUCACGCCUUCCGCCGCCGACCUUACACUCGAAAUCCGCAGGCCACACGCGCCGUCAGAGGACCUCGCAGACCUAAUCGCAGACCCAAUCGCCGGAGAAUCCAUCAGAACUAUUUUCCGGUGUCUUGAACGGUAUUAUCUUUCUGUGACUUUGCUUAUCAAGUAACAACGACAUUCAAGGAUAGUAUUUUGGUCGCUGUAAGUUUACCUAAUACAUAGCAUCUUAUUUCUGCAAUUAAAAAAAAAAACAAAAAAAAAACAAAAAAAAUAUGCCUGGUUCUGAUACAGACACUUCCACCGUACAACAUGCUCAGCCUUUGGUAGUUUCCGAAGUUAUUCCCAUUAAUUUUAAAAUUACUGAGAAUAAACUUUGUGGCUCUAACUAUCUUGAAUGGAGUAAAACUAUCAAACGUUAUUUACGAAGCAUUGAUAAAUACACCCACUUAGUUGAUGACCCGCCAAAGGAGGAGAUUGAUAGAGCUGCUAAUGCUGUCUGGCUUCGUGAUGAUUCUAGAUUAUUUAUCCAGAUUCAGAACUCCAUGGAGAAUGACGUCAUGGGGUAUGUUAGUCAUUGUGAUACUGUGAAAGAACUCUUUGAUUAUUUGGAAUUUAUGUAUUCUGGCAAAGGUAAUCUUAACCACAUCUAUGAGGUGUGCAAAGCCUUUUACAGGGCAGAAAUGAAAGAUAAGCCUCUCACAGCUUAUUUUGUGGAUUUCAAGAAAACGUAUGAAGAACUUAAUACCUUAAUGCCCUUUAGUCCUGAUAUCAAAGUGCAGCAGAAACAACGCGAACAAAUGGCAGUCAUGAGCUUUUUGGCUGGUCUUACGUCUGAUUUUGAAACAGCCAAAUCACAUAUCCUAUCUAGUGAUGUGGUCUCUUCUCUUCAAGAUGCUUUCAGUAGAGUGCUUCGCACUGACACUUCAUCCACAUCAUCAGCACCUCAGCCAAGCAAUGCUUUUGUAGGACAAGUCCCAACAUUCCCCAAUGGAGGUGAGAAGUGGCCACGCACAGGACCGAUUGGCAAAGGAGUAGUAUGCAACUACUGUAAGAAACCCAGACACUUGAUCAAAGAUUGUCGAAAGCUAAAGUUCAAAAAUCAAGGAAAUCAAGUCGCUCACAUUGCUUCCGCUACACAACCAUCUAAUGGAUCCAUCAUUAUGUCUUCGGAGGAAUAUGCCAAAUUCCUAGGUUACCAGGAGGCUCUAAAGCAUUCAUCUACUCCUAUCUCAGCUGUAGCUAAUUCAGGUAAUCCAAACACAUGUCUUGUAUCUUCAUCCUCAAAAUGGGUUAUCGAUUCAGGAGCAACAGAUCAUAUGACAGGUAAUCCUAGUCUUUUUUCCUCAUUCCACACACCUCUUCAUUCUUCUAGUGUGACUUUGGCUGACGGAUCUACGUCACCCGUUCUUGGUACGGGUACAAUUGUCCCAACAUCUACCUUACCUUUGUCACCCGUCCUAAGUCUUCCAAAUUUUGCUUUCAAUUUGAUUUCGAUCAGCAAAAUCACACGUAAACUUAAUUGUUCCGUAACCUUUUUUCCUGGAUAUUGUGUAUUUCAGGAUCUGUUGACGAAUCAGGUUAUUGGUAAAGGAUAUGAGUCGGCCGGUCUCUAUCUCUUGGAUACAUCCUUACCCAAAUCAAUCUCUUGUCUUGGCAUUGGAACUGUGUUAGAGGCUCACUAUCGACUAGGUCACCCUUCUCUUCCGUUGUUAAAGAAGCUUUAUCCUCAAUUCAAUAAGGUGUCAUCUUUACAGUGUGAUUCGUGUCAAUUUGCAAAACAUCAUCGAAGUAGUCUAAGUCCUCGAGUCAAUAAACGAGCACAUGCUCCUUUUGAACUGGUUCAUUCUGAUGUUUGGGGUGCUUGCCCUGUUGUGUCCAAAUCUGGUUUUAAAUAUUUUGUUACCUUUGUUGAUGAUUAUUCUCGUAUGACUUGGAUUUAUUUCAUGAAACGUCGUUCCGAGUUAUUUUCUCAUUUUUGUGCCUUUUGUGCUGAAAUCAAAACUCAAUUUAAUGUACAUGUUCGUAUUUUAAGGGGAGACAAUGCUCAAGAGUAUUUGUCUGCCUCAUUUAAGUUGUAUAUGGCUCAACAUGGCAUAAUUCAUCAAACUUCAUGUGUAGACACACCUCCCCAAAAUGGAGUUGCUGAACGAAAGAACAGACAACUAUUAGAAACUGCGCGGGCUCUUCUAUUCCAAAUGAAUGUGCCAAAACAUUUUUGGGCAGAUGCUGUGUCUACCGCAUGUUUUUUGAUCAAUCGAAUGCCAUCUACUGUUUUAGAUGGUAAAACUCCAUAUCAGUGCCUAUUUCCAAAUAAUGAAAAUUUUCCUAUUCCUCCUAAAGUUUUUGGUUGCACUUGUUUUGUACGAGAUGUUAAUCCCCAUUUAACAAAGUUAGAUCCCAAGUCAUUAAAGUGCAUUUUCUUAGGCUACUCUCGAGUUCAAAAGGGGUACAGAUGUUUUUCUCCAAGUACAGGUCGGUAUAUUGUUUCAAUUGAUGUCUCCUUUUAUGAAAAUACACCAUUUUCAUCAACAGACACAAAUAUCUGUAGGGAGAAUGAUGAUAUACUCAUUUACACAGUCACUAUACCCGAGUCCAAUACUUCAGCAGUUCUUCCCCAUGUUACUUUUCCUGAGCCUAGGCCUCCGAUACACUUGGUAUACACCCGUCGACACAAAGUGCAAGAUCACCCUCCACCUGUGGUUACUUCUCCUGAUACUGAUCCGAUCUCAUAUCCUGAACCGACACCUGCAUCUUCAGAUCCUGUCUCUACGUCAGAUCUUGAUCUCCCCAUCGCACUACGUAAAGGACUUCAGUGCUUGAAAAAGCAUCUAAAUCAGUGUGGGAGCUCAUUUUGGAUCACAAUGGGAUAGGGAAGGAGAUAACUGGGACAGUUGAGGAUGUCUUCUGUAGAUUGAGUGGAAGAGAACCACCUUUAUUCCCUCCUCCCCCUCCUGAUGAACCCAAACCAGAUAAAGAGUCUGAUGAAGGAAGGGAACCUGAGAAGGAUAAAUCGGACUUGGCAUUAAAGAAGAGGAAACUCCAUGAAGUGGUGAACACCGAAGAGCGAGGUGGCACAUAUGAAGUUGCUACCAAAUCAGAUGUCAAGUCCACUGAAGCAGCAUUUGAUGACUCCAAUAGAAGAAUGUCUAUGCCAUGUGCAAAACCAUAAUAUAUGUUCGCCCGAUUGUCUCCAAUGUUUUCUCUUCCCAACCAUACACAUAUUUGCUUUAUCAUUUUGCUCAUUUUAACCCCGUGAACUAGAAUCUUUAAGGUUUUUGUUUGUUUGGAGAUUUUGGAGGGAAGGGGAGGGGAGGUUUGAUAUUUGUUUUACUAGUUAUUAUAUCUAUCUUAGUUUUAGACUAGAAAUAACUAAAUUUUUAGUUAGAACAUGUAUUUAUACAUAGGUUCUUAUCUUCACUUUAUUUUCAACGUCUAAAUGUAGAACUUAUCUUUACAAUAAAUAUUACACCCCCUACUCCCUGAUGUCAGACUUUCUUCAACCAAACAAGGCUGUUGGUGGACCCGUGGUAUAGUCAAUUUUGUUGCCCAGAAACUGCACCAGUUUUCUGGUCGUGGACCAGAACUGAUACGGGAGUCUGGUUCCUCCAAAAUAGGACUGAAGCCGUUUGACUUUUUUUGAAAUAGCCCAAUCAACUGAACCGAGGACCUGGACUGCUAUUAAUUACCCUGUCAAAGCUCUGGUCGCUCCUAUUACAUGAGCCGGAACUGGACUGCAUCCACCCCCAUGCUCCAAUCUCAUAUAAUGAAACUACUCCAUAUCAUGGUUCUGUAUG